CUUUUCAAACGGGAUAUUCUGGAAUAGGCCUCGUCUCCAAACUGCCUGGUCCUUUUGUUCUACCUUUCAAACGAAACUGAAUUUGUAACGAUGGCUCGAGGAGCGAUUUUAGGUUUGAUUUUCGCUGCUAUCUGCCUGUCUUCUGUAUCUGCAACACUGAAGAUAGCAGCCUUCAAUAUCCAGACGAUGGGGAAAAGCAAAAUGGGAAAGCCUGAAGUAGUCAACGUUUUGAAACAGAUAAUCUCAUUCUACGAUAUGGUAUUGAUCCAAGAGAUACGAGACAGCUCAGGAACGGCUAUUGUUGAGCUCCUCAAUGAGGUCAAUAGUUAUUCACCUGAUCAAUACGAAAUGGUGAUUUCUUCACGAGCAGGACGCAGUUCCUACAAAGAGCAGUAUGCAUACUUCUUCAAGGCAGACAAGAUGACCGUCGUGGAUUCUUUUGAGUACCCGGAUAAUGGAGAUCUUUUUGAAAGAGAGCCUUUCGUCGUUCGGUUUACCGCCCCUUCUACUCGUGUGGGUGAGUUCGUCGUAAUGGCUCUGCACGCCAAGCCUGAUGAUGCUGUAACCGAGCUUGAUCUAAUGGCCGAUGUCUAUGACUAUACCGUCAGUCAGUGGGGAGUCAGGGACGUGGUUAUCAUGGGUGAUCUGAACGCAGAUUGUUCUUACGUGGGAAGGAAUGAUUGGCAGGACAUUCGUCUUCGUACUCAAUCACGAUUUGAUUGGGUGAUAUCCGACACGGCAGAUACAACGGUCUCUGGAAACACCGAUUGUGCAUACGACAGAUUUGUGUUAGCAGGUACGACUAUAAAGGCUACAUCUUCUGGUGCAGGCGUUUUCUAUUUUGAUGAUUUCUUCGGACUAGACUAUGAAGGCGCAAAAGACGUCAGCGAUCAUUUCCCUGUGGAACUUACCAUUGACUAGAUAUAAGAGAUGUGAUGAACUAGCAAUUCACGCAUUGCUGAUGGUGAUGAACUAUAAUACAUGUUGAAUAUGUGGGCUUAGUAACGCUGAAGAAGAUUGUCUGACUUUUCUGAAGUAUAACUUAAGUUAAUAUCUAUAUAAUGAUAAUAAUAAUAACUAGAUCAAUAUAUAUAUAGCACAGCUAAAAUAUAAAUAUACUCAACUGUACUGUGAUGAAAACAAAACUCCUAACAGUGCUACCUUUACAGACACACUAAAAAAGUAUUCAAAAGCACCUGAAAACAAGUGCGUCUGUAACAAGACGUUGAAGACAGCAGCAGAUGAGGCUUUUCUUAUGUCUACUGGUAGGUCAUUCCAAAGCUUUGGAGCAGUGCAGCUGAAAGCGCAAUCUCCAAGAGUUACUUUUGUUUUUGUGUGAGGUAGCUUUAGAUGCAGCUUGUCCUGUGUUUUCUUCAUAAGUUAUGUGCGUAUGGAUGAGGGUUUAAAAGAUAAUAAUUCAAACAUACAAUUUGGGCUCGAUUAUUCAAUGCUGUAUAAACAAGCAAAUGUUUCUUAAUUGCAAGUAUAUUCCUAAUUGGCAAUCUGUUUAAUUAAAAUAGGUGAAACCUGGGGAAUUUUGAGGAAUUUGACACAUGUUGUGCACAUGCAUUCUAAACACUCUGUAAUUUGGUAAUGUUGUAAUCUGGCAAGCUAAUAUUCCAUUUCAACAAUCAACCCAACUGCUAAAAAUUGUAUCGACAAGACAAGUAUCUACGAAUGUGACAGAGAGUCUAUAACAUACAAAAAGGGCAGAUUUGCAUAAUUAUGUUCCAUAUGUGCUUUUCCAUGUUUAAACGAGAAUCAAUCCAUACACCCAGAUUUUUCACGGAGCUUGAUUGCUUUACUUCUGAGUCUAAAACUGUUAUAACUGUUAAUUAAUGUUUAAUAUAUCUUUAUUAAAAACUUGGACUCACCAUUGCGCAGAAUAUUCUACUUUUGUAUUUUUUCUUCAUUCCUUAUUGCUCUUUUUAAUUUGGGGAUUCAAAGUUUAUCAGUGGAAUUAAAAGUGAAUUUUAAAAAUCAGCAAAACUGAGAAAUGCCUUCUAAUAUUUUCGUAUGGUUAGUUCGCGGGCUUCCUAUGCGGUUAGUAUGCUGCAAGAUACAUCAUGCACCAAAGUCAUAUACAUUUUAACCAAUUUACCAUAUUCAUGAAAACAAAGAAAAACAUAAUUUCACAUGCUCUGUUAAUUGUAAUUGUCACGUUAAUUUCAUUUUAGGAAAAAAAAAGGUAAUUGUGAUUUAUUUGCACUGUCGAUUUUUAAACUACAUUUUUGUGUGAUUAAAGUGUAAGAAUAUGAUAACAAUAAUUAAUCGAAGGAAUGUCAUUGAUGUACGCAUGUAAACAUUGUCUUCUAUUUUAUUGCAUUAUUCUUUUAUUGAGGCAUCACACCAAAUAAAUCAUACUGUUUCUCAGAUCGGA
This is a messenger RNA of Strongylocentrotus purpuratus (purple sea urchin), 2380 nucleotides long. Its product is annotated as deoxyribonuclease-1. Gene Ontology annotation, molecular function: DNA nuclease activity. The transcript has 8 exons. Gene Ontology annotation, cellular component: nucleus. Gene Ontology annotation, biological process: DNA catabolic process. The record is from RefSeq and is a predicted model, not a curated record. Lineage: Eukaryota; Metazoa; Echinodermata; Echinoidea; Camarodonta; Strongylocentrotidae. Bases 91 to 921 code for a protein of 276 amino acids.